Molecule: messenger RNA, 570 nt
Organism: Prorocentrum cordatum
Lineage: Eukaryota; Dinophyceae; Prorocentrales; Prorocentraceae
Source: the annotation of a GenBank genome assembly
GCAGCCGUCGUCCCCGGGCUGCGCAAUCGAGGCUUGGCCGAGUUCGGUGUUUUGAGCGAGGCGCUGGAGCAGAUCUCCAGCGAGAAGUUCGAGUGCCACGCAGAGGGGCGCAUUACACUGCUGUACUUGGGCGUUCUCGACUGGUUCUCGGUCCCGGAAGAUCAGGGCAACCUUGAGGGGAAGAAGCCAGAGGAGGAUAUCGGCAUGCUGUCGGAGAAGUAUAACGGCCAGGGUCACAAGGGGCGCAUCAAGGUCACGUCGGUCAAAGAGCUGGUGGUGCAGGUGCUGGGCUACGUUUUCGAGCUUGCCGUCCAGUACGACCUGAUUAACGUUACCACCUUGGCGACGAUCGAAAGGCCGAGGCGCCGUUGGCAGACUCUCCUUGAGGCCCAGGUGAAGCAUCCCGCGAGUCCGGGUUACGAGUUAUCGAGGAGGUUCUCGGGUUACGACCGCGGUCGUCAGGUGGUGGCGCCCUUUGUUGGUUUGUUCGAGGCAAAGGAAGUCAUGGAGGAGGCGGAGAUUGGCAAGCGGACAAGUAAGGCCAAGGCGUUGAAAGACGAGGCCAGACUU